This is a messenger RNA of Striga hermonthica, 528 nucleotides long. NCBI's taxonomy places the organism in Eukaryota, Viridiplantae, Streptophyta, Magnoliopsida, Lamiales, Orobanchaceae. The record is from the annotation of a GenBank genome assembly.
AUGAGCCAACAAGCGAUCCAGUCCGAUAGCCCGAGCCAACAAGCGAUCCAGUCCGAUAGUCCGUCAAAACCCGUGUUUUGGCUGGUGGGCCAAAGGUGUAAACCAGGCCCGUUGGAACGUGGAUUUCGAUCGAUCGGCUUGGAUUGUUACGAUUUGGCGUCGGCGAUGGCGGAGGUGGCGGCGCUGUUCGACGCGUCGGCCUACGUGCUGUUCGAGUCGAUCGGCGAUUCCGAGGCGGACCAAUUCGACGGAGAUCCAGUCGCGGCGGAUGACGACGCGGAGUCGUGCAGCCGCGGAUCCGCGCCCGGCGGCGCUAGGGAGGAGGUCGCCGGAGGGGAGGAUGAGGGGAACCGGCGCGAUCGGGUUGAUGAGGAGGACGGCGGUGGGAGCGAUUUGGAGGACGGCGUCGUGGAUCAAUGCCGCGGCGGAGGGGAAGGAUCGCCGCCGCAGGCGGCGGAGAUGAAGAUGAUGAGCGAGAGGGAAGGGGAUAGGUUGUUCUGGGAGGCGUGUUUGGCAUCUCGUGAUUGA